AUGGAGUCAAGUUCAGGAGAAACUGAUGGACACACAGAGGAUCUAACAGUGAGAAAGAAGUCAAGGUUCAGGGUCCUAAAGUCACGUCUAUUUAGCCGUCUGAAGAAGAAGGAGACUGAAGGAAGGAUGAAGCAGAGUCAGUCCACAGGUGACGUUACCGCUCAGGAGGGCAGAAGAAGUGAGGAUGAAUCAGAGGACGACUCUCUCUAUCCAAAGGGAACGCUGAGCUCCAGAGCAUUGUCUCAUGACAGUAUCUUUCUGGCUGAUCAAGUUCAGUCCACAGAGCCAACACGGGUUCUCUCACAGGAAAAUGUACACAGCAGGAUUAAAGCUCUACAGUUGAAGCUUCAGCAGCAGAACAUGCGUCUGGUUCGUCCUCCGUUGUUGAUUCCUGGCAAGCACGUCGAAGACUCUGGAGCAACUUCUGAAGAUGAUGGUUUACCCUGCAGUCCUCCUGAGAUGUCUUUUCAGGAGGCACCGCACAGAGCAAAUUUAAAGUUUCCUAGGGCUAAAAGGCAUCUCAGCUGUUUGAGUUUAGCAGGAACUGGCAGUGAAGAGGAAGAGCAGGGUGGUUUCUCACAGCCCUCAUCAAGGCCUCUCUCACCAGCCUCGCCUUUAUCUCCUCUGGCACUCAUCUCAUCACCUGCAGAUUUCGCCUCAGCCUCUGAAGGUGUGGAUUUCGCGAGCCCCGCCCAGGUCCCGAUCCUGGACAAUUCAGCCGCUCGUCAUCGCAUGUCUGUCAAGCCUAGAAAUCAACGAGCAAGCACCAAGGGAAAAAGACCACCUAAUCUGCGUCGUCCUAAAUCCAACAGCCUGAAUAACCUGGACCAGCCUUUAUCAGAGACAGAGGAAACACCACAAAGUGUCACAACUACACAGACAAUGAAUGAUUACUCCUGUUACUCUCAGGAUGCCACACUGGCAGAGGUUUCACUUACCUCCACUAUAGAAUUACAGGAACAAGAGAAGGUCAGAGCACUGGAUGGUGGCCCACUGAGUCCAUCUAAGCGGCGAAAUGAAGCUAUAAAACCUGCCGAGCUAUUCCAACCUGAGAGUAAAAUUAGGAGUAAUACACCUGCAUUGCAGCCUAUGCCCACCCUGUGCUUUUCAAUGUUGUGUGAUGAAACUGAGAGAGCUUCAGACCUUACUAAAGACCAACUGGGAAAAGAACCUCUAGAUGAUAGCCAACACAUAAGUAAAACUACAGUCAAUGUUAAAGAGUUGUUUCAGACCACUACAGUGCAGGUACCUCACUCUCUUGUAAACAGAACAACUUUGUAUGAUGUUACAAAUGAGAAAACUGUUGAGAUUGUGACACCAGGUAGCACAGAUUCAAAGAAUAUAGGUACAGAUGUUUCUAAAUCAGCAGAAUCCUCAACUAGAAUGAAUCCUGUUCCUCCGCUCCGUACCAAAAAACCAACUCCUGCACCCAAAAAUAAUAACGCUCCCAUAAAAAUACCCAGUUCAAAACCCAGUAACGAAAAUGAGGCUGCAUCAUACAUAGUCAUGGAAAGCUCUUCAAGACAGGAUGAUAAGCCAGAGAGAUCCGGGUCAUUUCGUUUUUGCAGUGCAUCUGCAAAGUAUCUUUCCAAGACAAGUGGUGAGCAAAUGGGCAAACAGGAUGAAGAAAUCUAUGAUAAUAUAAUGCUCCUGAAAAGCAUAUCCUACAACCAGAACCUGCCAACCCCAGUGAAACCAGUAGCAAACACCAAAACCACAGAUGGUUGCAGAAAUGCUGAUUCAAAUCCAGAUAAGAAAAUCAGUUUGCAGAGCAACACAAUGACCCAAAAUGCCUCCAGGACAGCAGGAAGCAACAACCCUGAAAACAAAGAAUCUAGAAAUAGUGAGGAAGCUGAAGACAGGAGUGGACUUUUUGGGGUUAAAUUGCGCAGUACAUCAUUGUCUUUGAGGUAUCGUUCUGACUUAGCCAGUUUAAAGGAUAAAACCAAGAGACAUAGUUUGGAGGCCCAUCCCUUGCAAUCAGGCCUAUUUGGAGAAGAAACGUCUAUCAGUGACAUGGAAGCAAUCAGUCCUCAAGGAAUGUCUGCACUACAGAGCACAGACUCACAAGAUGAUCCAACUUUAAACAAAGUUUCAGAAAGAGAGACAUGCACCAGACCAAGCUCAAGAAGUGAAACAGAUUGUAGAUCAGAACCACCGUGGAUGGGCAUCGCCCGGGAGAGGACAAGAGUCCACCAGUCCUUUACCAAACCACCUACACAGCCAGCUCUCCCUCCUAACUUUGCAUCUUCAUCCACAACUCUAAGCUCCAGCACUCAACCAACAAUACCAAAACCAACAAUACAACCCAGAACUUUGUUACUCCCUACCAGCAAAUCCCAGCUUAAAACAUCCCUCACCACAGAACUACAGCCAGUCAAUCAACCAUUACCACAACAUCCUCCCAAACCAACUCCAAGGCUAAUGCUGGAAAGGUGGAGCAUGUCUAAUCAGAGAGCAGAAAAGAGUGCUGCGAGCCAAUCCACAAAUGCAGAUGAACUGCCGGAUGUUAAGGGGGAAUCAAAAUCCAGAGCUAGGAGUACCAACCAAAUGGAAAGUGAUCAGCAGCAGUCUCAGCCAGACAGAACACAGCCAUCUUGGAUGGAACUUGCCAAAAGGAAAUCUCUAGCUUGGAGUGACAAGAGCUUGGAUUAAAAAAAUCAAAAAGGGACAUUAAAUACAGCCUGUUAGGGACCUGCAUAUUUUAAAUUAUGGAAAU
Trichomycterus rosablanca is the source of this 2719-nucleotide messenger RNA. It is a transcript of the gene cracdlb, whose product is annotated as cracd like b. The record is from RefSeq and is a predicted model, not a curated record. The transcript is spliced from 9 exons. Lineage: Eukaryota; Metazoa; Chordata; Actinopteri; Siluriformes; Trichomycteridae. The coding region runs from base 1 to 2655 and encodes 884 amino acids.